AAAAAAAAUGGAGAAAGUUGAUGUCGAUGAAAUGUGUUUGUGUUGAUAAACGAUUAAAAUGGCCGCCGUUUCAUUUCGAGUACAACAAAAAUUUGGUGCUUAUUGAUUCGUUUUUUAAUUUCCAUCAUAUAAAUUACAUUAAGUCUUCGUAUAAAUGGAUCGACGUGUAGAAAAACCUUUUUGUAAGUUUUGCACUGUAAAAUAAAGGACAUGAAUUUACCGUUAUACUAUAGUAAGUAUUGUCAGUGAUUUUUUUUUAUUUGAAAAUAUAUGUUGUGAAUGUUUAUAAUGUCCCUUGUGCUCGUGGGUAAAUGAUAGUGAAUCUUUCAAAAAAUAUUGUUUUAAAACCAUAAAAUGAGCAAAAGAACCGGUCGCAAGCCGAAACGUGAACGUACGACAAGGCGUCGUACUAGACGUCAUUCUUCUACGUCUGAAACAUCAUCAGAAGAUGUGCCACCCCCCAAAGUUGGCAAAACCCGAGCUUCUAGCAGAGUUGAUGAAAGUGAAAGGAAAGUUGCAUUAACAAUAAAAUUGCCAAAGCCAGAAAGUAAUGAUUGCAGUGAAGAGAAUACUACUGGUAUGUGGAAAGUCGAAUGUUCCAAUGGAUCAGAUGGCGAUAUUCAAAAGUUAAAAAUUAGUUUGAGGCGUUCGCCCAAGGAUUUACUAAGAGAGCAGGCUGCUGAAGCUAAAUAUUCAGCUGAAAGAAAAGAAAAAGAAGAAGCUGCUGGCAGUUCAACAAAUCCAUCUACGUUAGAUGGUAGCGUUACAAAUUAUUUAGAACAGUUUGGUAGUACUAUGGCUGUUGAAGAAAGUGAACAAAACAUAGUUGAUUCUAAUGAACAAGUGCAAGUUAUCCCUCCUAAUGAAUCAUCAUGUAAUCAAGAAAAUAUUAAUAAUGACCAAGUAGACAAUGUUGAAAUAUCAUCGGAAUUUAUAAAACCUGAUGAAGAGCCUAUUGUAGAAAAUACAUCUACUAAUGAUGAAAAACUCAUUGAUGCAGCUAAUGUAACUGAAGUUGAAGAAAACAAAAUCCAUGAAGAAGUUUUAGAACCUGCUGCUAUUAUGGUAGAGUCAAUUAAUCCUAUGAAUUCAUCUAAAGAUUUUCCAGACUCUACAGUCCGUCCAUCCAUUGAUGAAUGUAAUACUUCAGAACCUGUUGUAGAAGAAAAUUCUGUAAAUAUUUCAGAAGUUAUUGAUAUUCCAAUAGCUGUAAGUGAAAAGAUUCAGAAUAUUGUACCAGAAUCUAUUGAAAGUAUAGUAGAUGAACCAAAUACAUCUGAAGUCUCAGAAACAGUAUCAAAUGUUGAGAUAAAUAAAAUAGCUAAUAACCCAAUAGAAGAAGAGAUCAAUAAACCGGAUUAUACUAAUGAUUCAGAACAAAUGGAAGAUAUUGUACAAUUAACUGUUGAAUCACCAGAUUUAGUUGAUGAUGAAGAUCCAAAACCAAUUGAUGAAGAAUCUAAACCAGUUUAUGAAGAAGAAUUGAAUACAGUUAAUAUUAAUAAAACUGAUUCAGUCAAUGAAAUAAAACCCAAACCAGUUAAUGAAGAUGCAUCUAAACUAGUAGAAGAAUCUAAACUAUUAGAUAGUGAAGAAACUAAAACAAUUGAGGAAUCUUGUAAAGUUCUAUCAUCAGAUAUACCCAAUUUAAAACAAGUUGGUGUUGAAAAGGAAUUAAAUGAAAUGUCAAAACCAUUAUCCUCCCACCCUAAACGUAAAUGGGGCUCUUGUAAAACAAGAACACCUAUAACGAUAAGUCCAUUUACUUUGGGUACUAUAAUAGAAUCCAAUGGAGAUUCUGUUGCUGAUAAUGGUGAGUAUCGAUCAGAAGAAGGAGAAAUACAAAGGACAGAUACAGAGGAAGAACAAGAUAUUGAAGAAGCUAUGGAUAUUAAUGAUACUAUGUUAAUUGAUCAUGAAGCAGUUGAUUAUGAAGCACCAGAAGAAGAAGAGAAGUCUCUUAUAGAUAAUGAUGAUAAUAAAUCUGAUAAGUCAUUAGCAGAAGAAAAAUACGAAGAAGUGCCAAAAAAAAAAUCUUCUGUUAAACGUAUAACGACUACUAGUGUAAUUCAUAUUACAAAUCUUGUUAGGCCAUUCACAGUUGGUCAACUAAGAGAUUUGCUACAAAGAACUGGAAAAAUUGUGUCUAAUGGAUUUUGGAUAGAUGCAAUUAAAUCUCAAUGUAUUGUAGAGUAUGAAAAUGAAGAUCAAGCCAUUGAAACUGUAUAUGCACUCAAUGAUUCCCAGUGGCCUUCAACUAACCCCAAAUUUUUAAAAGUUGUUUUUACCAAUAAAGAAGAAUUAAAUAAAGCUUUGAGUGGAACUCAUCCAGAACGAUUAGAUAAGCAAAAAGAAUCUAAAGUAGAAAAACUUAGAACACAUGUAGAAAAUAAUUUUAUUUUACGCGAAUGGGAUAGAGGCAAGUUGGAAGAUAUGAAUGGUGAAAAAGAUGAUAAACCUAUUAAAAGAAAAAUUUCUGAUGAUCUUCAUGCUACAAAAGAUAAAAAAUUAAAGAAGGAUGAAAAAGAUCUUCAUGAUAAACGUAAGAAGUCAAAAUCCAAAACACCAGAACGUAUUCCUACAAAAAGUUUAGAUGAGCUUUUUCGAAAGACUAAAACUACACCAACUCUUUAUUGGUCUCCUCUUUCUAUGGAACAGAUUGCAGAGAAAGAAGACCAACGACGCAAACAUCUUGCAGAGAUUGAACGGUCUCAAAAGACUGACCGUAGGAGAAGAGAUAACCUUCAUUAUCCUAAGAGACGUUAGAAUUUGUGUAUUGCAAGUAUUUUUUAUUCUAAAAAGAAUACCUACAUUUUAUACAAAUCGGUAAAACCUUUGAGUUUUGUCACCAUGUACCAAAAGGUUAACUCAUUACACAUAGUAAGAACCGCAUAAUUAUUGUAGGCUAAUUUUUUCAUUUACUGUAAUUUUUUUUUAGGGAUAUCACAAUCCACAAACUGUUUUUAUGAUAUUUUGAUUAUAAUUCGUCUUUACGUUAAAUAAUUUUAUUUAUCAUAAUAAAGACUGUAUAAAAU
Messenger RNA from Melanaphis sacchari, 3035 nucleotides. Its product is annotated as apoptotic chromatin condensation inducer in the nucleus-like. The transcript has 2 exons. Gene Ontology annotation, molecular function: nucleic acid binding. The record is from RefSeq and is a predicted model, not a curated record. Lineage: Eukaryota; Metazoa; Arthropoda; Insecta; Hemiptera; Aphididae. The coding region runs from base 355 to 2766 and encodes 803 amino acids.